Molecule: messenger RNA, 926 nt
Organism: Durio zibethinus
Lineage: Eukaryota; Viridiplantae; Streptophyta; Magnoliopsida; Malvales; Malvaceae
Product: calmodulin-like protein 11
Cellular component (GO): myosin II complex
Molecular function (GO): calcium ion binding
Source: RefSeq, a predicted model, not a curated record
UCACUAGACUUCCCUACGUUGGAAUUCUACAUAAACCCAGCUCAUCUUGAGCUAUACUCAACAUACACACAUACUCUUCUCUCUUUUUCUCUCUCUCUGUCUCUCUCAAACUUUCCUGAGGUUCUUUUCCAGGCAACCAAAUAAAGAAGCAUGGGAGAUAUACUACGUGAAGAACAGAUUGUUGAGUUCAAAGAAGCGUUCUGUCUCUUUGACAAAGAUGGCGAUGGUUUGUUUUUCCUUCAUGCGUUAUGCUUAAAAUUAAUGAAGCAUAAUUCUAGUAUUAGUCCUGCGUUAAUGGUAUUACUAUUUGCGUGUUUGUUAGGUUGCAUUACUGUGGAAGAAUUGGCUACAGUGAUUAGAUCCCUGGAUCAAAAUCCAACGGAAGAAGAGCUCCAGGACAUGAUAAAUGAAGUUGAUGCUGAUGGAAAUGGAACUAUUGAGUUUGCAGAGUUCUUGAACUUGAUGGCCAAGAAAAUGAAGGAAACUGAUGCAGAGGAGGAACUCAAAGAGGCUUUCAAGGUUUUUGACAAGGAUCAAAAUGGGUACAUCUCAGCUACUGAGCUGAGGCAUGUCAUGAUCAAUCUUGGUGAGAAAUUAACUGAUGAAGAGGUAGAGCAGAUGAUCAAAGAAGCUGAUUUGGACGGUGAUGGUCAGGUUAACUAUGAUGAAUUUGUCAAAAUGAUGACUACCGUUGGAUGAAAAACUAGUACUACUUCAUCAACGAUUUGAUUUGAUCAAGAUGUAUUUCAUUAAUUCUGAAUUCAAAAUUCGUUUUGUUUCUAUCUCCAAGAAGUGACCAAAAGUUAAUUAGAAUUACUUGGCAAUUUACUAGUACCUUUUAACUUUUGUUCAAUAUAUUUCCGCAUUUUAUUCUUGCAUUCUAUUUGAAUUUUCUUUUUGUAUGUUAGUCUUAAGUAAUUUUGUUA